AUGCGGAUGAUAAAGCUAAUCCCAGGCGAGUGGUACUGGGAAGAUGAUACUAACACACUUGAAUUUGCGAGCUCCAAUCCAGAAGCUAAGGAACACUUUAAGAAAGGAAAAAAUAUUCACUUUCAGGAAAUGGGAGGCAAUGCAUUAAACAGCAUCUUUCAAGAUGUGUGCACUGCCAUGUUGGCUGGAAGAAGGCUGGCUGAACAAGAGGGAAAAUUUCGUAGGCUGUCAAAGCGAGUACAACAUGAAUAUGUGACGUUGGAUGAUGUCAAACAUGCUGCUUUGUUUUUGGGACAAGAAAGUGAGGCACAUCGCAUGCUAUCAUUUACAACAGUCAUGAGGAAUAAGAAACUAGAUGCGUUCCUCAUGGCCCUGAUUUUCUACUUAUCUUUUUACUUGGAAAAAAUUGCCCUGGAAAAGACAUCCAAAACUCCAGUUUCAUGUUGUUUUCUUUCUAAUUUAAACAGGACCAUCGUUUUCUUAGAGGAGAAAGAACUGGACGAUGUCCUGGCAAAGUUAGAAGCGGCCAGGAUUCGCCUUGCCAAGCUGUACUGUAAUCUUAUCCUUGGAGAAGGCAUGGUGGAGCACCAUCACAUGUCUUGUGGAAAGAGAAAAACAUCGUCAUCGCAGAAAGAUCGGGACUUCUUUGAGAGCUUCUACAGCUACUGUAGCUACGUGGCUUGGCUUGCAUUCAGACGGAAGCACUUCUGAGUGAUUCAGGAAGAAGUCAGCAGGCUUCUUCGCUCUGACAUAUUUAAUCCUACCUUAAGAGAGAAGAAAGAUGAUGACUUGCAGAAAGUAGGAGACCAGACUGCUGAUGCAAAGAGAUUCCCAUGUCACAGGUACAUCUGUGCCAAGUGUCCAUCUAUAAAUACCGUGGCUCAGCAACGCUCACCAGUGCUCAGCACACUGCUGCCCUUACCAAAGCACAGCGCUCAGCACCUCUUUCAGAAGCAAUUUUACCGUUGGGGCAAGACCCCUCAGCCUUGCAUGAGUAAAGACUUGCCAGACUUCUCAGAAUUAUUCACUACCAGGGUGGGCAUUAUUGGAGCUCAUCGUAGUGAGUUAAAUCCCAUUAUGCUCAUGCCCCUUGGGAUGAUGGAGGAGGAAGAGGAAGAACAAGGGCAAAAAAGGAGUGGUUCCUCCAUCCCUUCAAAUGACCUGAGUUUGUCAACUCUGAGAAGCCCUCAAAGCAGACUUAGUACUCAGAGUAGUGUUGUCUGAAGAACAAUGACAGAAGUUGACUAUAAUCAGAGCAUCUAGAAGAACUGGUAUCUUGUGUUGAUUGCCAAAGUUUCACAUUGUUAAGUAAAUGACUUUGAACCUGCAGCUUAGAAAGCCUACAUCAUUUAUCAGAGGUGCGGUAGUCUAGCACACAUGGUUCUGGACUAGGUGACUGAAGACCUAGACUGUAAUUCCUGGUUCUGUCACAAGCCUACUCAGUGAUCUCUAGAUCAUUGUAUUCUCCCUCCUACUUAAUGCCUUGGUUGCACCAUUUCUAAAAUGAAGAUUAUUCUGCUGACUUAUUUUGUGAAUUACUUUGACACCUGCAGAUGAAUAUCAUUAUUGAUUAUAAUGUCAACCCUCUUUUUCUGAAGGGCUAGUAAAGCAAAACUGAUUUCCCAGGAGACGUGACUUACUAUAGUUUAAAAGUUACCAAAAUUGUGCUUUCAAAGGAAGUUCCUCUUGCAUCUUUAAUGAAUUGUUUACUCCUUUUUUGAUUUCCAUAGCCUAAUUUGUGAUACACUGUGAAAAGAAUAUAGCAAAGAAGAAUACUAUUAUUUAAAGAAUCAACCAAAUCUUCAUUUUAUUUUCUUUCUAAUGAUAUAAUUUGAUUUUUUUUCCCCCUCAUUGAUUUUUACAUGAUUAGGAAAGCAGAUCCUAGAAAUCCAAAAUUAAAAUACACAGUUGGGAUGUUAGUAUCUUGAACUGAAAUGAAUUUGUGAUGAGAAAUGGUAUGAGUUUACCUAUAAAGCUAUCCAGGUGUGCUAAUCAUUAGCAUCAGCAGGAAGACUUAGGAUGAAAUCCUGGCUUGUCAUAAUCAAUGAAAAAAUGAUGGACAAUGAAGCAGUGAAGGAAAAGCAGAGUAGCAGUAUUUUGAUCAUUGUUAAGAGGUGGAGUUUGAUGCCUUAAUGUUGGUUUGUAACUUUUUCAGCAAAAUGUAUUUAUGUUGGAUAAAAAUAAUACAACACAUUUCCCCUGCAAUUUGUGGUUCAGUUUUUAAAAGGAUGAAAUUUGUCAUCAAAAUUAUCAUGGGAACUUUACUCGUUCUGGGGUAACCAACAGUUUACAGGCUAGAUCACUUAGGUGAGAUGUCCCUGUGCUGCCUUAUUGAGACAGGCACUUGAACUGCAGGUUCACAGCUACUGUUCGGUCUCUUCACUUAGACUGACACAUGUUAUAUCAACACAUUAAUAUCAUUGUGGCCUAGGCUUGUUUUCCUUGUGUCAGGUGAGUGCUUUUACCAUUGAAUGAGGCUGUUGUGGCCUGCAGUUUCUGUCUUCAGCUUUUCAUUAGGCAUUUGUCUUUGUGCAGAGCAAAAAUACUUAAAUGUUUUGUGGGAUAGAAAAGACAUAGUCUUUCCCAAAUGAAAAAAAAUCAGAACAGUGUGCGAGACUGCUAUAUCUUCCUCAUGUACAUGGUCUGGAGUGUUACACUCUUUAUUCAAAACUAACAUUUCUGGAUCAUACAUUUGCAUUCAUUUUGGGAGGGCAGGUUAGUGAAAAGUUCAGACAGGCACAGGGAAAUGUUUUUCUCAUGAAAAGCAGGACAUCGCUGGAGUAAACAGGAGAGAUGCCAAAUGUCCAUGUCUCUUUCCCCUUAUCUCACAACCCAUUCAGAGUUUAAAGUUUGUUUGAUUUUGUUUGUUUCUUUGUUUGUUUUUUUGUAAUGACAAAUAAUAAAGGAUGGCAGCUUA
Molecule: messenger RNA, 2917 nt
Organism: Dromaius novaehollandiae (emu)
Lineage: Eukaryota; Metazoa; Chordata; Aves; Casuariiformes; Dromaiidae
Gene: PPP1R36
Product: protein phosphatase 1 regulatory subunit 36
Exons: 11
Biological process (GO): negative regulation of phosphatase activity
Molecular function (GO): phosphatase binding
Source: RefSeq, a predicted model, not a curated record